This is a messenger RNA of Spirodela intermedia, 3331 nucleotides long. The record is from the annotation of a GenBank genome assembly. Lineage: Eukaryota; Viridiplantae; Streptophyta; Magnoliopsida; Alismatales; Araceae.
AUGCAGGUGGCCGGUCACCACCAUUCGACGGACGAGAACCGGCACCUCGUUGCGGCGUACACAACGGCGGUGGCCGUCGACAAGGACAAGAACAGCCAGCAGGCGGUGAGAUGGACUGUGGAUCACCUGCUCAUCAGCUCGCCCGUCGUCGUCCUCAUCCACGUUCGGAACCCGGCAGCCAACCACCGUAGGUACCUUCUCUCUUUCGCCACGAUCAGCGACAACUCGCAGGCCGUCUUCUUCCAUAGUCGCCCAUGAAUUCAAGAGAACCUGUAUCUUUCCCCUGUAUUUCGUGUGCAUGGUGAUGGACUUCGUCUCCUGUUUCUUCUGGCAGAUGGCUUCUCAAUGUCGGAGGUGAGUCCGGAGGCAACCCGGGAGCAAAUAGAAUCGGAGAUGUCUCAGCUCUUCCUGCCUUACCGCGGCUUCUGUGCUCGAAAAGGGGUACGUCAGCGUUCUCCCAAGAGCAGCAAUAGAGCGGAUUUCAGAUCUUAAGUCUCCCUCGUAAUUUGCAGAUACAGUCCAAGGAGGUGGUCUUGGAGGAAACUGACGUAGCUAAGGCCAUCGUUGAGUACAUCAAUGCCCACCAAAUCAGCAACAUCGUUGUCGGAGCUUCCAACAGGAACGCCAUCACCAGGUCCUCUCUCUCUCUCUCUCUCUCUCUCUCUCUCUCUCUCUCUCUCUCUCUCAUCGACGGGAUUCUAAGAGGUAUCGUUCUGCAGGAAGUUCAGGAAUCCGGACGUGCCAACGAGCCUGAUGAAGUCCGCUCCGGAUUUCUGUACAGUGUACGUAAUAGCCAAAGGAAAGACGAUGACGGUGAGGUCGGCGAAAACCCAGGCCCCUAGCGCGGUGGCUCCUCCCAGGCAUGCGCCCAUCCCACCAAGCCCGCAACAUAUCCCCACUGUCGGCCUGGAGCACGACGAUCAAGUCAGGUAAAUGGCUAGAGGUGACGGCCAUUGUAUUGUUAGUUAGAAGUAUAAUAUUUUGAAAAAUAGCAACGGCCGAUUUUUCUUCAGUUUUUCUGCGCAAUGAUAUGUUCUUGGCCGACGUUCUUUCUCCGCAGAACGCCGUUUUCAAGGCCCGGCGCCUGGAGAGGUGCAGUUCCGCCGCCGCCGUGGCCAGAGAGGCGCUCUUUUGAGAGGAACGCCGAGUACAUGAGGACGCCGGCGAGGGACCGGCCGCUCUCCACGGCGAAGGUGGUAAACAAUAUGUUAGCUGAAGGGAUCGACGGCAACUUUAGGCCGUCGAGGAUCUCCAACUCCCGCGAGUCCUUGUCGGAGGAGCUGGACUUCCAAGCCACCGACUCCGGCGCCGACGCUCUCGAGUUCUCAACGCCGCCGAGUGACCACAGCCCCACGAACUCCUCCUCCCCACGGGCCAGCGUGAGUAUUAUCAAGAAGAUGGAGCCUCUCAUUGAGUAGCUUUUUUCUCAAUAUUCUAAGUAGUCCUCAGAUGCAUCAAUUGCUAUCAUCUCAGUCAAUCCUUUCCAGCCAUGUUUAUGAAUCGAAUAGCCCGUAGAACGGUCUUAUUGGGGAGUAGACUAAUGUUUCAACGAAAAACUUGAUCUUUCAUCGUUAUUAUGAAUGGCUCUUGGUAGAGAGAGGUUGAGGCCGAGAUGAAGAGGCUGAGGCUGGAGCUGAAGCAGACAAUGGACAUGUACAGCACCGCCUGCAAGGAGGCAAUCACAGCCAAACAGAAGGUGAAGUCAGCCUGCCCUACGUACGUCUGCAUCCGUAGUUCACUUCUGCAUGUGAAUGGAUGGUUAAUGAUUUAUCAAACGGAGCAGGCUAGAGAAUUCCAUCAGUGGAAACUAGAGGAGGCAAGGAGGAUCGAGGAGGCGAAGCAUGCAGAGGAGGCCGCCCUUGCCGUGGCCGAAAUGGAGAAGGCCAAGUGCAGAGCCGCCAUAGAGGCGGCCCAAGCGGCGCAGAGGCUGGCGGAGAUCGAAGCGCAGAAGCGGCACAACGCCGAGCUCAACGCUAAGCGCGAAGCCGAAGAGAAGAAGAAAGCACUGGAAGCUCUCGCCCACAACGACAUCCGCUACCGGAAGUACAGCAUUGAGGAGAUAGAGGUCGCCACUAAUUUCUUCGCCGACUCACUGAAGAUCGGGGAGGGAGGAUACGGGCCAGUGUACAAGGCCUGCCUCGAUCACACGCCAGUCGCCAUCAAGGUCCUGAGACCAGAUGCCGCGCAGGGAAGGAGGCAAUUCCAGCAAGAGGUUCGUAACCCGCUUCCAUGAAAGGCCGUGUUCUUACGCGAUGAAUCACCCACCGCCUCCUCCUCUCGCCAUAUCCAGGUGGAGGUUCUGAGCUGCAUCAGGCAUCCCAACAUGGUGCUGCUGCUGGGUGCCUGCCCGGAGUACGGUUGCUUGGUGUACGAAUACAUGGAUAACGGGAGCUUGGACGACCGGCUUUUCCGGCGGGGCAACACGCCGCCGAUCCCCUGGAACGUUCGUUUCAAGAUAGCUGCGGAGAUAGCGACGGGGCUUCUGUUCCUCCACCAGACGAAGCCGGAGCCGCUGGUGCACAGGGACCUCAAGCCAGCAAACAUCCUCCUCGACCGCAACUACGUGAGCAAGAUCAGCGACGUGGGGCUCGCGAGGCUCGUCCCUCCCUCCGUUGCCGACAGUGUCACGCAGUACCGGAUGACGUCCACGGCUGGGACCUUCUGCUACAUCGACCCGGAGUACCAGCAGACGGGCAUGCUAGGCAUCAAAUCCGACAUCUACUCCCUGGGGAUCAUGCUGCUGCAGAUAAUCACCGCGAAGCCGCCGAUGGGGCUCACGCACCACGUGCAGAAGGCCAUCGACAGGGGGUUAUUCGCCGAGAUGCUCGAUCCCGCUGUGCCCGACUGGCCGAUGGAGGAGGCUCUCGGCUACGCGAAGCUCGCCCUCAAGUGCGCAGAGCUGCGGAGGAAGGAUAGGCCCGACCUCGGCACGGUCAUCCUCCCCGAGUUGAACCGGCUUAGAAACCUCGGCCACGCGUGGGAAGCCACCCGCGGCAGCGGCGGCGGCAGCAGCAGCAGCGUUAGCGGCAGCUUCGGCAGGGUCUUCCAUUCGUACGCCAACCUUCAUCCGCGGACGAUGUCUCAAGCUCAGCAGGUGAGCCCACUCGUGCCCAAGAUGCCAACCCCCAGAGGAGCUCCUUCCAUCGGUCUCAUCCUCGGGCCUCCAAUUUUCUCAGGAACGGGCGACGAGCAACUCCCACGUUGGAGCUCAGUGGAGAUCGACGGCGGAGGACGAGACCCAGUGAAGAGUUCCGAUUUUUGUUCAUCAUUUGUAUACUGUUGUGUCGACGGCGGGGUUAGCGGCCUACGCGUCCCUCAAUAUUCGAAAUAA